AAGAUCUUAAUACAUUAUAAAUCCAUUUUUUAAAUUUAUAUCUUGAGUGGUUUUUUCGCAUUAAAUUUUUGAAAAAUGCCAAACUAGCCAAUUUUAGCAAUGUUUUGGAUCACACAAAUACCUGUAUAUUUCCAACGAAUGGUGCUAGAAGGCUGUUAGACAGCUCAUUUUAAAUGUAAUUGAAUGGGCUUCAAUUUUAUAUGUAACUUGACCAAUUUCAGAAAAAAAAUUAUUUUUAAUUGUUUUCAAAAUUUUUAAUAUUGAAUUUCUAAAAAACACCAUUUUCGAUUUUUUUUAAAAAUAAGUAUGUUAUUCCUACAUAUAUCGGUUAGAUUUGUGCCAAAUUUCAAGGUGGAUAAUUGAUGGGAUCAUGAGUAAAUAAAAAUGAGACGUUUAGUAGAUGCUUAAGGGGGCAUGGUAGAUAAAUAAAUAUGUUAAGCGUCAGUUAUACGUUAUAGGUUUUUGGAAGAAAACAUUGAAAAACUGCAAAACAACAAUCCUACAUAAUGUUAUUUGUUAACUAUAUUAGCAGACGUCCCAAAAUGACAAUUAUCGAGCGUUGGUUCUUCCGCAGCAAUUAAAUGUUCAAAAUUACUCAAGUAACCUUCAGUUUUUAAUUAAUGCAUUUAGCUCUUGUUUAGAUACCAUGCCACCUUAAGAAAUAGUUGCAGCAAGUAAGAGUACCAUAAUUUUACUUCAAAUUUUGACUUAGUAAAGUAUUCAAAUUGUAUUGUUAUAGACUAAAUUUUUUUUACAAAAUAUAAAACACGGAUAACAAAUCUUACCUUACAUUCAUCCAGUGUUCUUUGAUUAAACAUUUGAUCAAUAUGAUAUUACAAAGCACUUGAUCUUGCUGAACAGAUGUAGCCUAAAUUCAAAGCACAUUAUCUUGCUGAAAGGAUGUAGCCUAAGUUAUAACUGACAAAACAUACAAUUGCUUAUGAAAAAAAUCUGUUUAGUAUAUAUUUAUUUAUUUACAGUUUUCACUUAGGUUGUGGCAUACUUCGUUCAAGCAGGCGUGAUGUCUCUACAAUCUCUUCUUUAGUGAGUGUGUAAGUUCUCCCAGUUGCUGUACAAGGUUCAACCUUUUUAAGAUCAUCUUCAGUUCUAAUGUCUAGUAUAUCGGCUCUUGGUGCUGGAUAAAAAAAGGAAGCAGCAGGUCCUUUGGGAUGUAAAAAACUGACUUUAACUUCAUUAUUCUCAUUACUUUUUACCAAUAUACAUGCAAGUCACCAAAAGUUAUCGUAUUUCACAGUAACAAACCCAGAUUCUACAUCUUCCAACAUUGGCGACAUGCCUUCUGGUGAUACAGGAGCUUCUAUUUUUUUCUCUGUACUUAAAAAAUACAGCUUUGAUUCCAUUUGUGAUUCAGAUAUAGGUAUUAUAGCAUGGAUUUUGUGUGUUCCUUUGAUAGUCUUUGUGCCCUCAAAACGUUUUGACAAUCUUUUUUGGUUCUCAUUAUGGUCAUCAAUUGUGCAGUACUUAAAUUUUAUUCCUGAAAUGUUACUUCUUGCAAAAUCAUACAGCUGCAGUGGUGUCAUGAUUUGUUCAUUAUAUGGUCUCUGUAAACUAGCUUUAGUUGCAAGUCUUUUCACAGUGCCUCCAAGACCAUCGCAAGCACUUUUCCCAUGUGUUGUGGCAAAGAAAUGCCACUUAGCUUGGAUUCCAAAAUCUUUUUUGUGUAGACAGAGAUUUAAAAUUUUUUUUCUGUUUUUGUAUUGACCUGCGCACCCAUCCGAGAAGUAAAUAAUUUUUUUCAAAUCAACAAUAGUUUCUUUUAACACAGCUAUCAGAUUUGUUUGGAAGAGGUUGAAUGCUACAGUAUUGUGGAUUAAACAUUCAGAAAUGAUGACAUAACUUAGGUGUUUUACUGCAUCACUAUCUUUGUAGUAAACUACAAAGGGAUGACGUUUUGCUUGGCUGUUAGUCCAAUGGUAAGACUGCACUUCAUCCUGUAGUACAAAAGAAUAAUUUUCAGCGAAGUCACACGUAACAAGGACUUCUCCUUCUUUCAAGUUUGAUUUGGUUUCAUUAUAAAACUGCUUCUGCACAAGAGAAAUGAAUGAGUGGGUUUUCAAUUUUAACAAGGCUCCAAUGAACUCUUCUAUAAAUUCAUAUUUAUCUUUGAUGAGUGUCUCUAAUGUGGCUCUGUCUACGGACAACCAUUGUUUGUAUGUUAUUUGAUCAACCAUUUCAUCUUCAAACUUAAGAAUCAGAAAAUUUUUCAGUUUUUCUGUCCCAGGGCAUUCUUUACAAAUACUGAAAUAACAAUCAGGUGAUGGAGGAUUACACAUGAUUUUGAACAAGCAGUUCUGGUAAUUUUGCAAUGUUUCUUCAUUUCCAUCUAAUACAAAGUAGUUCAUUUUGGACGUAGUCAUCAUCAACUUGACAUUUUGAUGAAUAAGGCACACACAAACUGUUAUGGGUUCCACUCUUCCCGGCUAAAAUGCAGUUUUAUGGCCUCAACUCGCAAAAUUUUGUAAAGCCAAUACAAUUUGUUCGGUAUUCCCCUUUAAACACAUUAUACAUUUCAUUAAGAUUUAUCAAAAUCAGCCGCUUUUGCAGGUGAGUUUUUUGUUCUCCGUCCUUCCGAACUGCAACAACAUCUUUCUUUCCAGGCAUUAUCCUGCUGAUAUCAUCCCUAUUAUAAAAAUUGGUGACAAGCUGAACUGUUUCUGGAUUUAAUGUUUUCCCUGGUUUAGGGUUGGGGCUUGAGAGACAACCUUUUUCUUUCACUAGGUAGUUUCUUCAUGGCUCUUGCCUCAUAAUCGCUAACUCCAAACUCAUUUACAAUUCUUUUUCGAGUCCAGCUUUGAGGCAACACUGAUAGAAGCAUCAUUUUUUCACUUCUACUAGUGAGUUGAGAAAACUUUAGUUUUAACUGAUUAAUUAUCUCAGAUUCAUCCUUUUGAUUUUGUGAUUUUUCAGUAUAACAUUCUGUUUGAGGCCCAAUUAAUGUCUUCUCAAAUGUUGCUUUAACUUGUUCAAGUUUUUGUUUAGUGUAAGAAUGACUUUUAAGUUUCUGUUUCUUGAUCGGGGAUUCUCCUACCAGCUCCAAUGAUUUAUUUAAAAACUCUAAUGAUGAAUCAGAAUCUAUAUAAUUACUGUCUUGUUUACUACUACUAUCUGACAUUACAAUGUCCUCAUCAUUACUGCUUUCAUGGUUUGAGUCUAAACAUUUUUUAAACUGCUUGUUCAUUUUUAUUCUACACCCAUCACAAAUUUUCAUUCCUUCCUCAACAUCUUCAAAUCCCAAGGAUCACAUCCAAUUAGUUACAUUUCUUAGCUUACCUGACUGAUUAUGUCCUUUUUCUUUGAAAGGAUUACAACACUUCACUGAAAACACUACCCAAUUUAUCUUAUCAUCUUGAUUAGUCAUGGCGAAAUAAAACACAACACAACCACUAAACCUAACCUAAUAUAACCUAAACAGUACUUUUAAUGAAAUGGACAGACUCAGCUACUCUUAGAGGAGUUUUGGAAUAAAGAAUAACUUUUAUAUCACUCUGCAAGGCCAGGAAUUAAUUGGCUCAGUAUUUUCAAACAGCAAAAUUGCAUACCUAGGUAGGGGAGAGUGGGGCUAGUGUGGACACUUUUCUUUUAUUUAAUAUGGAUCAGGUGACAUAUUUGAUAGUAAAUUCUGAAAAUAUUCCUGUGUGAUCUGUAACCUGUCUACUUUAAUAUAAAAUUAAUGCAAAACACCUAUCCCUAUAUUAAAAAAAUACAUACCAACUAAAAUAUUAAGAGAAAUUUUGUCCACUUUAACCCCUGGUUGGGGUUAGUGUGGACACUCUUAGGGGUCAGUGUGGACACAGCAUAAAUUUUAUUUAAAAUUAUAAAUUGCAGUAGCUACUUAAAUGUUUUAAGUAAUUUUGACAUUUAUAAUAGUAAUACUGAUCAAAAUCGUAAAAAGAAAUCAGCAUUUCAUAGCACAUUAUAGGUAGAUAGAUCAACCUCAAACCACAUAUAUCCAGCUGUACGUUUUGUUCCCGCUGUAACCUUUGGAGUCGGCAAUUUACAAACUAUAUCUUUUCUUUCUAUGGCAGCAAUAUCCUCAACUGCAGGAAAUGUAAAUCUUUCUCGUUUCUUUCUUAAAUACUUUACACAAUACUCAUUAGUAUCAAACAUUUCAGUCACUAGAGCUGCAUAACAAAGUAUCUUGUUUUUUGCUUCAAACUGGACCAAAACAAAAUCAUUAACAGUAAUAAUAUCACUAUCACACAAUUUUGCUGGUUGAGGGAGUUCUGACGAUUCGCUGAAUUCAUCACCUGAAGAAAGUUCAAAAGCUUCGUCGGUCUCAUAGCUCGAAGAAUCUUCACGUACAACUUUCUUAAACAGCUGUCGUUUUAAAUGUUUUGAACUUUGGUUCCCCAUAUCCUCAACUGUUUUGGUUUUCCUUGUUGCCUUCUGGAACACAGCUUUUUCUUCUAGCUUCCUCUUUUCUGGAGUGUCCGUGUAGAUGCAGGAUUUCAUUUGUUCUCGUUUCCUUUUUGUACCAUUUCCUGAUGUGGUGACUUUAGGCAAUGGUCUAACAUCCUCAGGAGUUACUGGUUCUUCCAUUGUUCUCACAGUGUCAUGAAGUGUGGAAGAAGCUGGAGUACUCUGAUUUAUUUGUUGGCUAGUGGAUGGUGUUGGAGACUCUGGAUUUUUAAGUGGUCCACUAGGUUUUGUUGCUGGAUUAGACCUGUCGCAAACAUAAUUACAAAGAAAAUCAUCAUCCGUAAAAACUAACCUGUUAAACGGAUAAAUACCUGGUUUUGCAAAACCAGAAAUUAUGUUCUUUGGUAUGAAGGAGUUAACAAAUGCGGAAGCAGCCAGUGUAGGAAUAUUGUAAAUCGAUAUCUGUUUUCCAGGGUUUGUUCUCAACCAGUCACUGAAAGCAACUUUAAGUGCAGCCUUGAAUGGACCAAAUACAGAGACAUCCAACGGUUGUAGGCGUAGGCGGUUGAUACUGUUGAACUGGACAAACAUUUACUGGAAGUUUUUAAGUUACAAGUAUCAAAAAUAACUAAUUUGGUCGGGGCUGGUACUAUUGAUCGAUACCAGCCAGAAAUUAACUUGCUGAUUAGUUUUUUAAUUUGGAAGUUUUCAGUGUGGGAGCAGAGAGCAACGUACGGUCAACAGCUGCUCAACAUCAAGUAUGGAGCAUCUAUGUCCCGGAAGAAGGCAAUUGCUUGGGCCAUUUUAACCAUGCUGCCAAAAUAUGUGAAAGAACGUUACAUGGACCUCCUGAAAGUGCUCAACAAUGAUGUUUCUUCUGACUGGGUGCGCGAGCUGGUGGAGUGGGGGGAGACGGCACUGCAGCUGGCCGGCCUCGCCAACGCCCUGGUGUUCCUGGUGCACGGCCGCUACCCCACGCUGGUGGACCGAGCACUCACCCAGGAUGUGGUGACUGCAUGGCCGGAGCCGCCCGCCGGCUACCAGUUCCUUACCCGGGAGCUGCUGUGGCACACGCUUGUGGACGUGUUCACGUUCGUCCUGCCCCUUGUCAACUACCACUACACGUGGAGGAAGUUGCGGAGUGUACUAGCGAAGCGUGGUGUGGGCCAAUCAGGCUCCCAGGGGCUCACGUUCACCCCGGCCACAAGGUGUCCCAUCUGUGAAGACAGUCCCGUCAACCCCUACCACAUGGGGUGUGCGCACGUCUUCUGCUACUACUGCCUGCAGUCGAGUGACCACGUGUCCCUGCUCCUGAACCUCGAGGCGUGUGGAACACCUGAAGAGCCCACUGUAACGAUAUUGCGUGCUAAGGGAACCGAGCCUAGCCCUACACGGGUCACGUCACGCCCUGAAGAGAGUCUCCGCCGGGUCCACGUGCCCACAUCACGUGGUGGCGCCCACUCCGACAAUUAAUUUGUUCGUUCCCUUACAUCCCUAGUCACAACAUAUAUAAGCUUCUCCAAGAACAAAAGUAAUAAUAAUUUA
Bacillus rossius redtenbacheri is the source of this 5925-nucleotide messenger RNA. RefSeq names its product peroxisome biogenesis factor 2 (gene Pex2). Gene Ontology annotation, biological process: protein import into peroxisome matrix. Gene Ontology annotation, cellular component: peroxisomal membrane. The coding region runs from base 5152 to 5853 and encodes 233 amino acids. Lineage: Eukaryota; Metazoa; Arthropoda; Insecta; Phasmatodea; Bacillidae. The record is from RefSeq and is a predicted model, not a curated record. Gene Ontology annotation, molecular function: zinc ion binding. The transcript has 6 exons.